AUGGCGAGAGAAGAUGAUUACCCCCUUCGCGGAAGUGAAUCUUUCGCGACAAAUUACCGACAUCUCCAAGAAUUACACGGACUCUCAGCAUUCCAGCAAGUGGUCACAAAAGUACCGCCGUCUUACGACGGGCGAGGAAAUUGGUUUGCCUAUGAAGAUGCGAUCGAUGACUGGUGUGACAUCACUGAGUUGGACAAUGACGAGAGAGGACCAGCGUUACGAAACCGUCUGGAAGGUGAAGCUGCGCUUCACAAGAGGCUUCUUGACAGAGAUCGCCUGAAGGAUCCAGACAACAGAGUGAAGUACUUAAAGAGCUUCCUGCGGCCGCUCUUUGUCAAGGGUGCAGCCACUGUGUUCCUCUACCGCUUCCAGCAGUUCAUGAACUUGCAUACGGAACCCAACAAUGCCGAGGUCCGAGCAUACGUGCAAGGACUGGACCUCACCAACGAGCAGGCGAUGGACAGAGCCAAUGAUGAAGAGGAUGGCACAGAAGGCUUCCUCGAGGCAGAUGAUGACUCCGUCUGGGUCUACGACCAGGAGAACUACACAUGUUCCAGAGGCGUUUCCAAGGAAGGAAGAUGCAGCGAGGAUUCGAGGGCCGCCGCAAAGGAAAAGGAAAAGGUGGCAAAGGAUCCGGAGGAAG
Symbiodinium sp. CCMP2456 is the source of this 643-nucleotide messenger RNA. The record is from the annotation of a GenBank genome assembly. NCBI's taxonomy places the organism in Eukaryota, Dinophyceae, Suessiales, Symbiodiniaceae.